GUGUUUCAGGCUGGGGGAAGACUUCCUCUGGAGGGAACACCGAGCCUUUGCAGACCAUUUACGUGCACACAAACCUAUCGAACACACUACAGGAUACGGAAAAGGGCCUCUUUCAAAAACGUGUUCUUGAAAUUGCAGAUACCCUGCAGCAUUUCUAUGAUGUGUGCUUAUAUGUCCUUCUUGGCAUGUUGCUGUUACUAAUACUUAGUUCCAACUUUAGAGUUUGGAGGACCAUGACUUGAAGUUGGCAGUUAAAUAAGCAGCAGCGGAGUGACAAAGGAGCAGGGGAAGUGAAGCAGAGCAACAUGGCCGUCUUCAAGCCUGAAAAUGUGGAAGACUUCUAUGAGAUCGGCGAAGUUCUGGGAAGUGGGCAUUUUGCUCAGGUUCGAAAGGUCCGUGAGCGGGCCACCGGGACUUACUGGGCAGGAAAAUUCUUGAAGAUCCGCAAGAACACGUGCAGCCGCCUGGGCCUGGACCGGAGCCGGCUGGAGGAGGAGGUGGACAUCCUGCACGCUAUCCAACACCCCAACAUCAUCACGCUCAAAGAUGUGUUCGAGAGCCGAGCUGAGGUGGUGCUCGUUCUGGAGCUGUGAGUACACGUGUGUGUGUUUCUGUUUGACGCCAACCUUAUGUUAUGUUUGGCACAUGCUUUUGGUAGGUCAGGCCUAAGGAACAGAACUUAGUUACAGCGGCACGGAGACACAAAACAGAAUAUCUCCCACUCUGUCAAGAUCCAUCGGGUAUUGCCACGGCAAAUUCCAAAAUCCACAUGGAUUUGACCUGGUCACUUCAGGUAAAGUCCUGACUUUCAGCUAAUGAACGUCUUCUCGCUAUAUUCAGACGAUACUAAAACGUGUAAAGCAGGAGGAAGACUUCAGCGAUCACCGUCUCCUCUCCCUCUGCUCCUCCUCCUCAUCUCCCCCCCCCCUGAAAUCAUGAGUGGCAGGCUGAUAGGAACAUAUCAGGGUCUGGGACAAGGUGUUUCCUAAGUCUUGGCUCAUAACAUUCAAAUAUUACAGCUGAAUUCAGAUAAUAAUAAAUAGUAUUUGUAAAGCACCUUUCAUUGCCCGAUCCCCCAUUGUGCGGAGUUUGGCCCUGGGGGGACGAAGCAGAUGGUUGGUUAUGGAACGGAGGUUGCGUGUGGAGGUUUGAGAUGUGAGAAGUUCCUUCAGGUAUGGAGGAGCGUUCCCGUGGAUGCACUGAUGGGUGAGUAGUGAGAUCUUGUAUUCGACCCUGAAUGAGACAGGAAGCCAGUGAAUGAAGGACGGGUGUGAUGUGGUUGUACUUUCUCACCCUCAACAGGAUCCUAGCGGCACUGUUCUGUACGUAUUGGAGCUUGUUUUGCCGCGCACAGAGGAAAGUGUCAUGUAUUUUACGCCAUGUGAUCGGCCUUUAUACACCGAUCGAUCGGCCGAGAGUGAAUAUCAGCCGAUCACGAUCGGAGCAUCCCUAAUAAUUGAUGUGGAGAGGGGUAUGUUUUGGAAAAGGUGAUAUGGGUUAUGGGGGAGGACUGGACCUGGUUUGGUGUGCCAACUAAAAUAGCCUCUGUUUUGGAGCUAUUUAGCUACAGGAGGUUUAUCUACUCAGAGAGCAGAUGGAACAUGACCAGCCUUGAGGGAGCUGUUGAUGACGUCGGUGAUCAUGGGACUUACACCAGAGAUGUUGGAUUUGACAAGGGCUGUGGGUAGAAGGUCUAGUG
This is a messenger RNA of Notothenia coriiceps (black rockcod), 1699 nucleotides long. RefSeq names its product death-associated protein kinase 2-like. Gene Ontology annotation, cellular component: cytoplasm; nucleus. The record is from RefSeq and is a predicted model, not a curated record. NCBI's taxonomy places the organism in Eukaryota, Metazoa, Chordata, Actinopteri, Perciformes, Nototheniidae. Gene Ontology annotation, molecular function: protein serine/threonine kinase activity; ATP binding. The coding region runs from base 306 to 593 and encodes 95 amino acids. The transcript is spliced from 2 exons. Gene Ontology annotation, biological process: positive regulation of apoptotic process; protein phosphorylation; intracellular signal transduction.